CAUCAUAGUCUGCGGUGAAUGAGGUAGCCGAAAGCAAUUUAAUUACUACCUUAUGAAACAAAAAUGUAUUUUGUACCCACUCGAAUAGCAAUAUACUUACCUACCUAAAAAGCCAACUGCUUCUGAUCCAGAUGAAACAUUGUCGUUCGUGAUAUGACAACAUGAAUCUACAUAUUCUCCUUAUAACCGUCGUGCAUCUGGUCCGCUGUACUGGCGCGUCUUCGUCGGGAUUCUACAUUGACAAUGGCCAGGGACAAACGGUUCGCGAAACCGCCAUAACCGCUGAGGAUCGUCAGGAAAUCGAGCAUGAAAUUCUGGAUUUGCUCGGACUGCCAGAUAGACCCAACAAGGAGCAUAUUCAUCCACCGUUGCGAAAAUCAGCUCCACAGUUUCUGCUGAACAUCUAUUUGAAGUUUUCGGAGGAAAUCAACGGAGAGAAUCGUGGUAAACGUGUUGCAAGGAAUGCUCUGUACAGCAACUCUGAUCUAUUCACUUUAGCAGAUCAGCGUGCGAUCGAAGAAAGCGAUUGGAUUAUGACUUUUUUGAACAAAGACCACGUGAAUAUGCCUAAGGUAAGACAUCAUAGAUAUGGGGAACGAUUAGUAUUCGAUACAAGUGAAGCCGCAUCUGAUGGGGCAUUACUUUUGUACGCUAGUUUGAAGGUGUACAAGAAUCUCACCUAUGAUUACCUCAACGCCAUCACUAAUGGCAGAUUGAUCACUAUAAGAACUUCGUUGAUCAAAGGUUAUGAUUCCGGAAAAAACAUGCAUGAAAUGGAUCUCUUGGCUGAGCACACUCUACCAUACGACUAUCAAGGAUGGAUCGAAAUCAAUGCUACCAACAUGAUGGAUCGCUGGAUAUCUGAGUCAUUGAAAAACAAAGGAAUCUUUGUUGAAGUUUUCUAUACCGAAAGUCCCCAGAAGCAAGUGAGACCUCAAAAUGUAGGACUGAUUCUGUCGAAUAAGUUUGGUCGUUACCAACCUUUCCUAGUCAGCUAUUACAAGGGUCGAGACUUGGUCAAACCAACCCCACAUGUGUCUCGAUCAAAGCGUAGUGUUGGAAAUCCGAACCAGCGAAAGAAGCCAAUCAAGAAGACCGUCCGACCGAGAAACCCUCUGUUGGAGAAAUGGGCUAUCAAAGAGAAGAGUUGCCAAAUCCACACUCUGUACGUGAGCUUCCGCGAGCUAAACUGGCAGGACUGGAUCAUUGCGCCGGAUGGGUUUGGAGCGUACUUCUGUCAUGGUGAGUGCAGUUUCCCGUUGAACACGCACAUGAACGCUACGAAUCAUGCACUCAUCCAGACGCUGGUGCACUUGAUGCAUCCGGCCAGUGUUCCCAAACCGUGCUGUGCACCGACGAAACUGACGCCGAUCUCGGUGCUGUACCAUAUCGAUGAUGCAAACAUCAACCUGAAGAAGUAUAAAAACAUGGUGGUCAAGAGUUGUGGGUGCUUGUGAGCAAUUGAAUGUGAGUUCCGUUGGAAGGUUUUCGGAUUGUAGUCAUAAAACGUCUAGGAAAAGUCGUUUAAAGUAAUGUUUUCAUUUAUUACCUAGGUUCGAUUAUAAUAAAAUGAUCUUGUUUUAUAUAAUAUAAAUCUUUUGCUUAAAUUUCUUUACAUACUAUAUAUUGUACCGAUUAAGCUUAUUCACGUGAUUUAAAACGAAGUUUAAUAAAAUCGAUCGAUGAGUUUGCUAAACUGAUACUGAUCUUAUGCGUUCUCACUCAUUUUGAAGCAAUCCCUCAAUUUGCGGAUAUAAUAAAAUCAAACUUGGGCAUGGCAAAACGAUUUAGGGCUAAUUUUCAUUCAGUAUUGUAUUCGCUAAAUCUUUAUUAAAAUCCGUCCUCGUGGCUUUAAAAACUGAAAACACUAAGUAAAUUUCGCUAAUACUAGAUUGCCGUACUUAGUAAUCAGAAAGCACACGUUGCACUAGAGUCAGAUCAAUGCCUUGUUAGCAUUUUAUCACCAUCAUAUGGUCGAUUAGCGCAGUAGUGCUUGACUACUUGAGCCGAUUCUAGCAAGAUGUUGUCUUUGAAACCACUUUGAGCCACGAGCCUUUAGGUAUUACAAGGACGAAUUCAAGCGAAGGUAUGUCAUAAUAGCCCAGAAGUUAUGAAAGUUUCCGCUGCACGACUAAUUCAUAACCUCAACUUUAAAGUUGCGACCAAUGGUUUCGAUAUGUCCUUGCCCUAAUAUACAAGAAAUUCAACUUGAAGCAAUAUUCGGUAUUGUAAAUAAAGUUUUCAAGAUAUGAUCGAAAAUAAGGAAACCGUUUAUCGUAAAAGUUAUCAAUAUUGUGUUGAAUGAGAAAUUUCACAGGAGAAAAAGAAGAUCAAGCUCUGCUAGAGGAAUGAUUGAUGAAAUUCUAUAAAAUAUGCAUGGAGUUGCAAUUCUAACUAAUUCUAAUACCUUAAAUUGGAUCGAAUAAAUUUGGAACUCGGAUUGGAUUAAUCAUGAGACGUAAAAUUAGAUUCUUAUCAGAGCUACGUGUUGGUUGUGUAUGUGUGUGUGGGAAUGUUGUCGGGUGUGUUAUGUACGAAAUCGCAAUCGAAAUUCACUUGUUACAAGUUUUCUUCUUUGUUUCGCAUUUCUUGUGUAGUUUGAUCACAGAGUAGAGUUGCUUGUCCACGACAUCAUCAAGUUGGACAAUGUAUUCGUCCUUUUUUAUUUUUUCUUAAUUUAUUAUGUAGCUUCCGUUAUUGUAAAUUAUCUAGUUUCUAUACCUAGCAUAGGUUCACAUAAUAGAACUUACAAACCUCAAUCAGAUCUGCACACGCAAUACGUUCUGAUCCUGUUCGUCCUAGACUAGUCUAUUCUAUAUCUCUCAUUAAAACUUUUUCUCACGCACCACGGUCUGGUUUUGUCUCGUCGACGGAUUUCGUUCUAUGGAAAUGUUCUUUUUUCCGGGGGUGGAAAGUAUAAAUCGAAUGGGUCUCUACAUAUUUCCUCUUUGUUAUUGGAAUUAUUAAUUACUUUUGAAUUGUUUUGAAUAUCGAUAAUUCUAAACCGAUUGGAUAGGCAAGUUCGUGUAAGUAAAAGGUUGCUUGCUUGAUUUGUUGUUUAGUACGGAUUGGAAAAUUGGAGUAUUUAGUUGGUUCGAUUAGCUAAAAGGAAUGAUUGAUUCUUUGCUUUGCUUUUCAUUCUGUAAAGAUGAUAAGAUUGUAGUUAGCUCUAGUGUUACUUUGUAAGUUUUGCUUGAGUUGGUUUGAAGUCUAUCAGUCCGCUUUCUUCUGCAACAUUCGUGUGCACCUGGUUUCAAAUAAAAUAGUAGACACGGUUAUGGAACUGUGUGGCUUAGCAUUAAAUUAGAUAUUUUAAUUAAAAAAAAAAUGCUCCCAUACAUGUUUUUCUGUAUCCAUAACAAGAUUUAUAAUAACUGGAUAGUGCACAUUCACAAAAAUGCACUAGCUCUCAAACGAUAAAACCUGUAACCCUUAGCAAGAAGUACACAUUUAU
This is a messenger RNA of Aedes aegypti (yellow fever mosquito), 3454 nucleotides long. Its product is annotated as protein 60A. Gene Ontology annotation, biological process: BMP signaling pathway; SMAD protein signal transduction. Bases 162 to 1457 code for a protein of 431 amino acids. Gene Ontology annotation, cellular component: extracellular region. The record is from RefSeq and is a predicted model, not a curated record. Gene Ontology annotation, molecular function: growth factor activity; cytokine activity. The transcript has a single exon. NCBI's taxonomy places the organism in Eukaryota, Metazoa, Arthropoda, Insecta, Diptera, Culicidae.